AUGUCGAUAUAUCAUAUGUACCUAUUAUCGGAAGCGGAGGAUUUAACAAGUGAUUUUACAGGAUCAACCUGCUUGGAUGAUUCAUAUUUCGAUUGUUUGAACGAGCAUCAUAUUAGAGAAUCAGUCAAUCUCAAUGAUGAAAAAGUCGGUGGCGAUUGUUAUGAUUCUACUGGGGAUAAUAUUGCCUUUGUUGCUAAAAGUAGAGGUAGUUAUGAGUCCUCUUGUAGUAAUAUUGAUUACUUGGGUAGUGGUAGUGGUACUUCUGGACAUUUAGCUAAUCUUCUCAUUAGAAGGUCAACCGAUCCUAAAGAUGAAAAUGAUAAAAACAUUUAUUAUGAUUCUAUUGGUAAUAAUGUUGUUUCUGUUGAUUGUGAU
This is a messenger RNA of Funneliformis caledonium, 375 nucleotides long. Lineage: Eukaryota; Fungi; Glomeromycota; Glomeromycetes; Glomerales; Glomeraceae. The record is from the annotation of a GenBank genome assembly.